CCGUCGGUGUCCAAAAAGGACCAGAGGGUGUACGAGGCGCUGCGCAACAAGCUGCGCGCGGUCCGCGGGCACCUGGGCGGCGCAAGCGGCGGCGGCGCCAGCGCGGCAGUGUCCGCCGGCGACGGGGGCGGCGGCGGCGGCGGCGCGGCGGGCGAGGGGCUCGAGGCGUCGGACGGCGCGCGGCCGAUGGACACGGCGGCGGCGGGCGCGGGGCCGGGAAGGGAGGAGGGGAUGGACGGGGUGGAUGGCCCGGACGCGGCCGCUGACCCUAUGAAUGAGUGA
Messenger RNA from Monoraphidium neglectum, 282 nucleotides. RefSeq lists its product as hypothetical. NCBI's taxonomy places the organism in Eukaryota, Viridiplantae, Chlorophyta, Chlorophyceae, Sphaeropleales, Selenastraceae. The transcript has a single exon. The record is from RefSeq and is a predicted model, not a curated record. The annotation marks the transcript as partial.